Molecule: messenger RNA, 1361 nt
Organism: Malania oleifera
Lineage: Eukaryota; Viridiplantae; Streptophyta; Magnoliopsida; Santalales; Ximeniaceae
Exons: 10
Coding region: 27-1091 (354 amino acids)
Source: RefSeq, a predicted model, not a curated record
UCAAGCUUCAAAUAGAAAAAUCAAAAAUGGAACUGCAGAUUCUGGAAGCCGGUCUCAGGGAUUUUGAGCCAGACCCAGAACAGGAACCUUCACUGGCUCAACUCCUAUGGUGCGAAAGGAACCUCAAAAACUCUCUGCAACGAAUCAUGAGCAAAAAAGAAUUAUUGGUAGGCAGCUCCCAGCCUGCACAUGGGCAGUCCACUUUUCAGGUGGGAAUGGAAGAGAAUGGUGGCACAGCCUUUUCACACAACUUCAAUGGGAAGGAACAAAAUUCUUGUGCUAGGAACAUUCUAAUGCAGCUUGAUCCCUGGAUUAGCCCUUACAGCUCCAAGGUUCGAGAGAAAAUAUUGCAAAAUCUGUGCAAGGGAACCAAAGAAAUACUGCCAGUUAAUAAUCAAGUACUAGGCAGCUCCUGCGACUCUUCAUACAAAUUCCCAGUCUCAGAUUUCCCUUCAAACUCCACAAUGGAACCCCAACUCCCAAGUUACACCGCAGUGCAGCAGACCAUGGGGACUAGUCAUACUUUGCCCAUUGUCCUAAAUCAACCAUUGGGAAUGUCAAACAGCACAUCCUUUGAAAUGGUUGGACACAAUCAACCAUCCAUGGCUGAACAAUUUCCAACACAGACACGGUCAUUUGAGUAUUAUGGGAAGAGCAAUCAGGGCAGCAAAGACAAUGCCUCCCAAAUGUUUCAGUACUGUAACUCUAAACCUAUGGAGGUAGAUUGGUUCAAUGGUGCUAAUCAAGACACUUGUCAGAAUUUGAAUGCAUUUGUACAGAGGGUCUCAUCUCCUCCUCCAUAUGAAGAGCCUCUAUUGAGCACCACCCCAAUCACUGGCAACAACAAAACUGAUGGUACCCAAAUGACAAAUGAGACACUCCCACCAGUUCUGGUUCAAGCAGAUACACCGAUGGAAUUUUCAAGAGACUCACACAUACCCAAUGACCCUUCUGUUGUGGGCGCGACAGGAAAUGAAAGACUAUGGACUGAAGGGAGACAAGAGGGCAGCUACCCUUGGGAAUGGGAGGGAUCAGAUGGCUUUUUCUUGCCAGAAAAUUUGAACUUAGAGGAUCUUGACUUUCCAUUUUAACGAGUAUUGCUGCCGAAGUACUACAUCAUCGUCCUAAUAGAUACCACGCCAUCCAUCCAAUAACUAUCUUUCGUCUGUCAUCAUGGGUAUAAUUCAAUAAGCGGAAUUUUCAGUGUUAACUGUUGGUUAGAUGGUGCCAAUUAGGACAAUGACAUGGUACCUCGCUGGUAUUUAGUAUUUUUUUUUUAAUAUUUAGUGGGAUUGGCCUUAGAUAUUGUGCAUUAACUAAUUGAGAACCUUGAACUUCAUAUGGUGCUUAUGCUACUUUCA